UCGGUAAACGUCCGGGUGAUUCUGGUCACUGGGCUUUAAGCAGUGUUUUGAAUAGAGAGCUGCUUCUCAGCUGAGUUCAAGCAGCAUGGCAGAGGAGGCAGACACCGGUGUAUCUUUACGGGCGGAAAGAAAAGCUUUGGAAAAAGCCAAAAUACUCCAACGAGAGAGCGAGAGGAGAACUUUCAGACUGGUAGGGCGGGUCCUGAAGAAACCGGAGGCUGAGCGGUCUGAGGAGGAGGCCGCUGUGUUACUGCUGCACAGAGAGACUGUGGAGGAGCUCUGCAGGAGACAAGUCCGCAGCACUGUGCUCAAGAGGAAGCAGGAGGAGGUGUUUGAUGAUGCCGAUCAGCUGAGAAAUAAAGUCAGACAGCUCGCUGAUGCAGUCAAACAAGCUAAACACCUGGUGGUUUACACUGGAGCCGGUAUCAGUACGGCAGCUUCCAUCCCAGACUACAGGGGUCCUAACGGGGUGUGGACACAGCUGCAGAAGGGCCGGACAGUCAGCUCGUCUGACCUGAGUAAAGCUGAGCCGACCGUCACACACAUGUGCAUAAAGAUGCUUCAUAAGGAAACACUGGUGAAGCAUGUUGUUUCUCAAAACUGCGAUGGACUCCACUUGCGUAGCGGACUGUCCAGACAAGCUCUGUCUGAGCUUCAUGGAAACAUGUUUAUCGAGGUGUGUACAUCCUGUUCUCCAGUCAGAGAGUGUGUGCGUUUGUUCGACGUGACAGAGCGGACAUCGCUGCACAGACACGGUACAGGUCGCAGGUGCAGCCACUGUGGAAGCGAACUCAGGGACACCAUAGUCCACUUCGGAGAACGUGGGACACUGGAGCAACCUCUCAACUGGAAGGGAGCUGCAGAGGCUGCCAACAUGGCCGACGUUAUUCUCUGCUUAGGCUCCAGUCUAAAGGUGCUGAAGAAAUAUGCCUGUCUGUGGAGCAUGAACAGACCAGCAAACAGAAGGCCAAAACUCUACAUUGUCAACCUCCAGUGGACUCCAAAAGAUGAUCUGGCUGUACUGAAAAUAAAUGGCAAAUGCGAUGAUGUCAUGAGGCUGCUAAUGGAGGAGCUGAGCAUACAGAUUCCUGUGUAUGACCGACUGGAGGACCCAAUCUUCAGUCUAGCCACUCCUUUGCUGCCAGAAGAGGAUGACAGCCGCACUCGUGAGGUCAUAGCGCCCCCUAAUGGGCAGGAGGAGAGCUUACCUGACUGCAGGAAGCAGGCAGAGGAAGCCACAGCUGUACAGGGCGGCUGGUUUGGACGAGGCUAUCGCAAAGGAAGGAAGAAGAAAAAAGCUGCAUAGGCUUAAAGACACAUUGGAUGACGUAUGCAAAGAGAUCAAUCCCAACAGUGGAUUACUAUUUCAGUCCUAUAAUGAGGAUGAAUUUGACUCCAGGGUGCUGAUAUGCCUCUGGUUCAUUUAGCCAAAUGGAGUGUGUGUGUGUGUGUGUGUGUGUGUGUGUGUGUGUGUGUGUGUGUGUGUGUGUGUGUGUGUGUGUGUGUGUGUGUGUGUGUGUGUG
Labrus mixtus (cuckoo wrasse) is the source of this 1523-nucleotide messenger RNA. It is a transcript of the gene sirt7, whose product is annotated as sirtuin 7. Gene Ontology annotation, molecular function: NAD+ binding. Lineage: Eukaryota; Metazoa; Chordata; Actinopteri; Labriformes; Labridae. The transcript has 10 exons. The record is from RefSeq and is a predicted model, not a curated record. The coding region runs from base 86 to 1306 and encodes 406 amino acids.